This is a messenger RNA of Lichtheimia ornata, 885 nucleotides long. RefSeq lists its product as uncharacterized. The coding region runs from base 1 to 885 and encodes 294 amino acids. The transcript has 3 exons. Lineage: Eukaryota; Fungi; Mucoromycota; Mucoromycetes; Mucorales; Lichtheimiaceae. The record is from RefSeq and is a predicted model, not a curated record.
AUGACUAUCCCAUUGUCCAUUGCAGUAAACCUCGUGUUUGUCAAGACCACAGACUGGUUCCCUGAAUAUGUCCCUUACAUUUUGUAUAUCGUUGGACCCGGCGUAUCAAUUAUUUGUUCCUUGGCACUCAACAUUGUCAGCAUUUCAAGCGUCAAAUCUACACGUGGUGACCGUACCUUAUCGAUACUCAACCUGGCGUUGAUGAUUGCUGUUAUCGUUUACAACACGCUUAAAUCCGGUGUGGUGCCUUGGACGCCUCAACCAAACGAAGACGCACCUUCUUCAGCCACGCCUGGUUUUGCCACCUAUUGCAGCAAUUAUCAUAACAGCACUGAUGCCAACCGUUGCUGGCUCACGGAUGGUAUGUGGUUGGGAUCCUUGUUGAUUGCUGCUUUCUGGUUACUGCUUGCAAUCUACGUCUAUGCACAAAAGAGUUCAGAUAUCUACGAUGAUGAUUACGACGUGUAUGAUUUCAAGGAAGAUGUUCCCAUGGCAGUGACUUCACCUACGGCUCAACAUGAUUAUCAUGCAUCAUCGCCUACUCAUGGAUCCUCGCCCAAAGCAGCUGCAGCUGGAGCCGAUUACAAUGCUGGUGGCUAUUAUGGUCAAGGUUAUCGAGAAUACGACAGCUACUAUGACUAUCCACCCCAAUCGCCUUAUGGUGGAUACAGUCAACCAGCUGCUACUGCUGGUGGCUACUCUGGUGGUGGUGGUGCAUACGCAUACAAUGACACGGCACACAUGUUAUCCGAGAACGCAAUGGAACAGCAACAUCCUCAAUACUAUUCACCUCACUUGAAUAACGCCAAUGUUGUUACCAGCCAACCCGUAUCUACACCAGGUACCAGCACCGUUCAUACACACCAAACUCCCAACGCUUAUUAG